UGCAAGCGUUGCUAGAGCGUAUUAGUUUCGUAUAAGCGUGGAAACCAUCUGUCAGAUAUGUUUCUGCCAAAUGUUAUUGUUGUUGCAAAAACAAAACAUUGCCGUUUACCGAGAUAGGUGCUUUGCAUUCUCGUGCCUGCACGGAUCGAAGUAGUUUUUGCGUGUUUAUCGAUUUUGAGAGUGGUUGCUAUAAAAGGGGGAAAAAAAAGUUCGCAGUGCGACGUGCAAAAUGAAGUUUCGUGAUACUAGUUGAAGUUGAGUGAGCACAAAUUGUGUUUAAUACUUACUUCCUAAUGAAUUGAGAAGAAUAUAAUUUUAUUUGACGCAGCUGAACAAAAAAUAAGUUGCAAUCAUGUCUGAGUACAUUGAAAUCCCUUUGAGGGACACAAAUGAGGUCAUAGAAUUAUCUGUGGACCAAUUACCAGAUGGAGAAGAAGUGCUGGGUAUACUGCGACAAGAAAAUGCCCAACUACAUAUUUGGGUUAAUUUAGCCCUUGAGUAUUACAAGCAACGAAAAAUUGAUGAUUUCAUUAAAAUUUUGGAGGCAUCUAGAAUUGAUGCAAACGUCUACUAUGAAGACUAUGAAAAAGAUCAAAUGCGAGCAUUGGAUAUGCUGGCAGCUUUUUAUGUACAAGAAGGAAAUAAGGAGAAAAAUAAAAAUAAGAAAAAAGAUCUAUUCACAAAAGCUACUCUCCUUUAUACAACAGCAGAUAAAAUUAUUAUGUAUGACCAGAAUCAUUUACUUGGGCGAGCUUAUUUCUGCCUUCUUGAAGGAGACAAAAUGGAACAAGCCGAUGCUCAAUUCAAUUUUGUUCUCAAUCAAUCACCAAAUAAUAUUCCAUCGCUUUUGGGUAAAGCCUGUAUAGCUUUUAACAAAAAAGAUUAUCGAGGAGCUCUUACAUUUUACAGGAAAGCUCUGAGAACUAAUCCAAAUUGUCCAGCAUCUGUUAGAGUUGGUAUGGGUCAUUGUUUUAUGAAACUAAAUAAUCAUGAAAAAGCAAGAGCAGCAUAUGAAAGAGCAAGACAAUUGGAUCCUAGAUCAGUUGGAGCAUUAGUGGGCCUUGCCAUACUUGAUUUGAAUGAACAACAUCCUGACAGUAUUGAAGACAGUAUAAGGUCUGGUGUUACUAAGUUAUCAGAAGCAUACACAAUUGAUUCAACGAAUCCCAUGGUUCUGAAUCAUUUAGCCAAUCAUUUCUUCUUCAAAAAAGAUUAUAACAAAGUUCAUCAAUUAGCUUUACAUGCUUUUCAUAACACUGAAAAUGAAUCUAUGAGAGCAGAAAGUUGUUACCAAUUAGCAAGAUCAUUCCAUGUCCAGGGUGAUUAUGAUCAAGCUUUUCAAUAUUAUUACCAAGCAACUCAGUUUGCUUCACCUUCUUUUGUUCUUCCUCAUUAUGGAUUGGGUCAAAUGUAUAUUUACAGAGGAGAUAAUGAAAAUGCAGCCCAAUGUUUUGAAAAAGUAUUAAAAGCCCAUCCAGACAAUUAUGAAACAAUGAAGAUUUUAGGAUCAUUAUAUGCAAUUUCCCCGUCGCAAUCCAAACGCGACAUAGCCAAAAGUCAUCUAAAAAAAGUCACCGAUCAUUAUCCAGAUGACGUCGAAGCUUGGAUUGAAUUGGCUCAAAUAUUAGAACAGAGUGAUUUGAAAGCUUCUUUGAAUGCCUAUGAAACUGUUAUUAAAAUUCUCAAUGAGAAAGUGGAGGCGGAUAUUCCACCAGAAAUUUUAAAUAAUGUCGGCUCCUUGCUUUACAGAUUGGGUAAUCUCGAUGAAUCUCGAAACAAAUUGAUUGAAUCCCUUGAGCGCUCACGAGCUUACGCUCAACAAGAUCCAGGAUAUUACAAUUCAAUCGCUGUAACGACCACUUACAAUUUGGCUCGAGUUUACGAAGCUCAAUGUAUUUAUGACAAAGCAGAAAAGCUGUAUAAAGACGUGUUGAAGGAACAUCCAAAUUACAUCGAUUGCUAUCUGAGAUUAGGAUGUAUGGCUCGAGACAAGGGUCAAAUUUACGAAGCUUCGGAUUGGUUCAAAGACGCAUUGAGAACCGACAACGACCAUCCCGAUGCCUGGUCACUGCUCGGCAAUCUUCACUUGGCUAAACAAGAAUGGGGACCCGCUCAGAAGAAAUUCGAAAGAAUUCUCAAGAAUCCAGCUUCGGUGAACGACGCCUACUCGCUCAUCGCCCUUGGUAACAUAUGGCUGCAAACUCUGCAUCAAAGCGGAAAAGACAAAGAGAGAGAAAAACGUCAUCAGGAUCGAGCAUUAGCCAUGUACAAACAAGUGCUAAGAAGCGAUCCGAAAAAUAUAUGGGCUGCCAAUGGCGUGGGUUGCGUCUUGGCUCACAAAGGAUACGUCAAUGAAUCGAGAGAUAUUUUCGCUCAAGUCCGCGAGGCCACGGCCGAAUUUCCCGAUGUGUGGUUGAAUAUUGCUCACAUUUACGUUGAACAAAAGCAAUACGUUAGUGCAAUACAAAUGUAUGAAAACUGUUUGCGAAAAUUCCAUAAAUUUCAUCACGUGGAAAUUCUCAUUUAUUUAGCAAGAGCUUAUUUGAAAGCUGGAAAGCUGAAAGAAUCAAAAUUAACUCUACUGAAGGCACGACGCGUCGCGCCUCAAGAUCUGGUGCUUCUGUACAACAUCGCGUACGUCUUGCAGCUGCUGGCCACGCAAAUUCUCAAAGACGAGAAAACCAAGUUGACGACGGUACUGCAGGCGGUGCACGAGCUCGGCCUGUCGCACAAGUAUUUCCAGUACCUGCAGACCAACGGAGACCGCAUGAAGAUGAUGGCCGAGGCCGAGGCGAGAUCCUGUCAAGAUCUGCUGUCCCAGGCUCAGUAUCACGUCGCCAGGGCACGCCGACUCGACGAGGAGGAGAAGAUGCUGCGCAAGAAGCAGGAGGAGGAGAGGCUCGCUCUGAAGCAGCGCCAGACCGAGGAGCAGAAGAAGCUGGAAGAGAUUCAGCGUCAGAAGGAGGAAGAGAUGCUGCAGAAGAGGCAGGAGUACGUGGAGAAAACCAAGAACGCUCUCAUCUUCAACGAGAUGCCCAGCGAAAAGCCGACCAAGAAGGGCAAAAAGAGUCAAACGGAGGAGUACAUCAGCGGAAGCGAUGACUCCGGUAACGAGGGCGGCGCAGAGGGUGGAGAGGAUAGACCCAAGAAGGCGAAGAAGCGCGUCGACGCUAAAGAGCGAAAGUCUCGAGUCAAGAACAAGCGAGGACACGACGACGGUUCGGGAAGCGACGUGCCCCAAUCGAAACGCGGAAGGAAGAGCGGAGGAGGUGGAGGAGGUGGAGGAGGCGGCAAGAAAGAGAAAAAGGAAAAGGUCAAGAAAGGUCCGAAAGAAAUUUCGGUACCGAAAUCUCGAAUCAUUUCAAAGGAAACGAUUUCAACCUCCGAAUCCGAAAGCGAUAACGAGCGCUCGAAAAUCAGGAGCGGGGACGAGAGCGACGGCGGUGGCAAGGGCGGCGCCAAGCGUCGCAUCGACUCCGACUCGGAGGGUUCGAGGGUCUCGCGCUCGAGGUCGCGCUCAGGAUCCAGAUCGAGAUCGGUAUCUCGCUCGAGGUCUCGUUCCAGAUCCGGUUCGAGGUCGGGCUCGGGUUCUCGCUCGAGGUCAAGAUCGAAAUCGAGAUCGCGAUCGAAAUCAGGAUCGAGAUCGAGGUCGGGAUCGCGAUCGAGGUCAGGCUCAAGAAGUCGCUCGGGCUCUCGUGCACGGUCUAGAUCCGGUUCGAGAUUGAAGUCGGGCUCUCGUUCGAGAUCGAAUUCAAGGGCAAGAUCGAGGUCGAGAAGUGGAUCGAGAUCGAAAUCCGGCUCGCGCUCGCGUUCCAACAGCGGUUCGCGGCGCAGCCGAUCGGGCUCCAAGCGGAGCGGCUCGAGAUCUCGCUCGAGAAGCGUGGGUUCCAGGAAAAGCGGCUCCAGAUCGAAAUCGAGAUCGAGAUCCAAGUCGGCGUCCAGAUCAAAAUCCAGAAGCGUUUCGCCCACUCAUUGAUUCGACGUUGAGGGAAAUUCGCAAUCUAAUAUUACCUUGUAUUGAUAUUUUUAUGAUUGUAAUUUAUUGAACGAUUGAAUUUUAUAUUCAUGA
This is a messenger RNA of Trichogramma pretiosum, 4069 nucleotides long. It is a transcript of the gene Ctr9, whose product is annotated as RNA polymerase-associated protein CTR9 homolog. The transcript is spliced from 11 exons. NCBI's taxonomy places the organism in Eukaryota, Metazoa, Arthropoda, Insecta, Hymenoptera, Trichogrammatidae. The record is from RefSeq and is a predicted model, not a curated record. Bases 353 to 3976 code for a protein of 1207 amino acids. Gene Ontology annotation, cellular component: Cdc73/Paf1 complex. Gene Ontology annotation, biological process: regulation of DNA-templated transcription. Gene Ontology annotation, molecular function: RNA polymerase II complex binding.